UGCCAAACAAAGAUAAAUAUAAAGAAUUAUGAAACUGCUCUUUAUGCAACAAAUAACUGCCAAAAGAUAGGCCUACUAUAAGUUGAAUUAUGGACUUGGUUGAAUUUCGUUUUCAGCGUUUAUGGGUAUUUUAGAAGCAAUCGAAGAAGAUGGCUCUCAUCCUAGAAUGCGCAGACGGCCUAGGUUCUGUGUGUCUGACACGGCACUGGACUACUCGUGUGCAGGAAACAAUGGCCUCAACGGAUGCCACGAAGAUCGCCCAACAAGAAAUAAAAUAAGGCGACUCCAUGGCCCAAAAUAUAUCCCCUUAGCUGACUACCUUUCCAAAAACGAGGUAACGUCAGAACAAGAUGAAUCUGCAUCGAUGGAUGACAAACACCCAAGUGAUUUUUCAUUGAUCAGAAUGGGCUUUGAACAGCAGUACUCAAAGAUUCCAGAAUACUUGAGGCAGCUGGGUUAUGAAGAUGUUAAAGAUAUCUACAAACCCAACUUCAAGAAAGAUAGACGAGUUUGGCUUCAUAAAUCAUCCUCUAAAAAACAAUUAAACACUAUGAGUAUGCCCAAUGACCACAUGCAAAACGAACCACAAGUGCAAGACAUUGGCGUUCAAUUAGCAAAGAAAGAUUCACGUAAAUGGCUUCAUAAAUCAUCAGAUAACAAGAAGGGAGCUAUUGAUGAACCUAAUGAUUUUCGAUCACAUUACACGUUUCGAAAUCAUAGUAGCCCCCCAAAUAGAACUGCUCGCAAUGUGGGUAAUAGUAGCCCGAGUAAAAGCGUUACACUGAUCAGCUCUUCCGCAAGUCUGUAUUUGAAUUCUUCUUUUGAAAAUUUGUAUGUUGACACUGACGAGGAUGUAACGGCUUCCAAAAGUAAUGAUUCGGUCAGGUGUCUUCCCGAUCUUGACAAUGAUUGGUGCAUCGUGUAA
This is a messenger RNA of Owenia fusiformis, 925 nucleotides long. Lineage: Eukaryota; Metazoa; Annelida; Polychaeta; Sabellida; Oweniidae. The record is from the annotation of a GenBank genome assembly.